Annulohypoxylon truncatum is the source of this 1943-nucleotide messenger RNA. RefSeq names its product cytochrome P450. The record is from RefSeq and is a predicted model, not a curated record. The coding region runs from base 258 to 1874 and encodes 538 amino acids. Gene Ontology annotation, molecular function: monooxygenase activity; heme binding; iron ion binding. The transcript has a single exon. NCBI's taxonomy places the organism in Eukaryota, Fungi, Ascomycota, Sordariomycetes, Xylariales, Hypoxylaceae.
UCUUACACCUUUUUCACGACAUGGUAUCAUGGCCUGAUCUAGUGUACCGUUCUAGUGUAUCUCCCGGCAUCUCUAUUCGUCGAUGUAUAUAAUACUCUUGCCGAUCGAUCUAACCCUGGUUGGUCUGUUAACGUCGUUAUCCGUAGCUUUCCACCCGCGGACCAUCUCAUAUACCCUUUCUACUUCUUGUAACCCUUUCUCGAGUCCUUCUUUUAUCGCCAUAGCCUUUGGUUGUCUGUCUACCCUUUUCCUUCACCAUGUCUAAGGUUACCGCGACGCCAGUCCUGGCAGCCACGGCAGCCGCGUCUUUCUUAUACGCACGUCAUGCUGAGUUACCAGUUGUUUCUACUGUUGCUACAGCAUUAGCUGUUGUGUUCCCUUUAUAUCUCGUUGUCUGGCUUAGUUGGAUAUACCCUUUCUACGUGUCCGAGUUGAGGCAUGUCCCAACAGUACCAGGCUUCCCUCUCUGGGGUCAGUUCUUCGACAUUAUUUCAGAAGAAUGCGGAGUACCUCAACGGAAAUGGCAUCAAGAACAUGGCCUCAUAAUCAGAUACUUCUUCCCCUUCGGCGCUGAACGCCUAUCCAUCGCAGACGAUGAAGCUCUUAAGCAGAUGACAGUCAAGAACCCAUACAACUACCCCAAGCCAGUCCGCGCCAAGCUAUGGAUGGUCCGAAUCUUGGGCGAAGGUGUUCUACUCGCUGAGGGACAAGAACAUAUCCACCAGCGCAAGUCCCUCGCUCCGGGAUUCUCAAUCCAAGCUAUCCGCGCACUCACCCCGAUCUUCUGGGAGAAAUCCCUCCUCCUCGCCAAGUGCUGGCGAGAUGAGAUGGCCGCCGAGAAGGUCACCACCAAAUCUUUCGAAGUGCUCGAGUGGCUCAACAGGACGACACUCGACAUCAUCGGCAGCGCCGGGUUCGGGUACGACAUCAACUCGCUGCAGAACCCGGAAACCCCCAUCCGGGAGGCAUACCGACUCGUCUUUGCCUUUGACCUGGCCUCGCGCGUGAUGCACGGGAUCCAAGCCUUCGUGCCGGCGUCCAAGUACAUCCCGUCGAAGAUGAACCGGGACAUGCAGACGUCGCGCAACAUCAUCCUCGACAAGGCCACGGAGAUCGUGACGGAGAAGCAGGUGCAGGCCGAGAACAACACGGGCGGCAAGGACAUCAUCGCGCUCAUCGCCCGCGACAACAAAAAGCUUAAGGCCAUGGGCGAACCCGGGCUCUCGUUCGAGACCAUCCGCGACCAGAUCAUGACCUUCCUCGGCGCGGGGCACGACACCACCGCCACCGGCGUCGCGUGGACCGUGCACCUGCUGUCGACGCACCCGGAGAUCCAGUCGCGGCUGCGCGAGGAGAUCAAGGACUACAUGCCCUUCCUCUUCGACAAGGAGCAACGCUUCGACCCGGCGCGCGUGGCGGCCGCCGACGCCGACCAGCUGCCGUACCUGGACAACGUGUGCCGCGAGUCGCUGCGCUACAUCCCCCCCAUCCCGAUGACGGUGCGGCAGUCGAUCGCGGACGACCGGCUCGGCGCCUACAAGGUGCCCGCCGGCACCGUCAUCUACGUGCUCGCCAACGCCAUCAACCGGCUGCCGAACUACUGGGGCCCGACCGCGGAUCAGUUCGACCCGGACCGCUGGGACGAGCUGCCGAAGACGGUGACGCCGAACGCGUUCAUGACUUUCUUGCAGGGCCCGCGGGGUUGUGUGGGCCGCAAGUUCGCCGAGACCGAGAUGAAGGUCCUGCUUUGCUGUUUGUUGAGCAUGUACGAGUUCAAGCGCGACUUCGAUACGCCGGACCCCGAGGAGUGGAAGAUGUGGCGCUUGGUGUUGAGGCCGAAGGAGGGGGUUACGGUUAAGGUUACUGCUAUUUAGGGCGGAGCCGGGGUUACCUACGAACGGCAUUAAGGGGGGCGGGGUUUAUAAGAUUAUGAAAGAAAGAAG